UCUCUCACCACACCCGUCACUAGCAGGCGACGGUAGAUGAACUCUUCACAGGUAACAAUGAAUGCGCAACUUUUCGCUUGCGUAUUCGGGGUCUUCAUCUGUCAACUUUUGGCAACUGCUGAAGCUACUGAAGGUUGUUCAUAUCAAGGGAAGGUGUACCUGGAAGACGCUUCCUGGCCGGUGGCGUGCGACUCAAUUUGUACCUGUAAUAGGGAAGGAGGCAUUUUCUACAUGAGCUGUAAAGAAAUGUGUCCAGACAUGGCUUUACCUCCGGGAUGCACCCCAGGCUACAAACCGACCAGGAGUAUGACGCUCUCCAGAGACUGUUGUCCUAUUGCCAUAUGUCGCUAG
Liolophura sinensis is the source of this 351-nucleotide messenger RNA. RefSeq lists its product as uncharacterized. The record is from RefSeq and is a predicted model, not a curated record. The coding region runs from base 37 to 351 and encodes 104 amino acids. Gene Ontology annotation, molecular function: protein binding. NCBI's taxonomy places the organism in Eukaryota, Metazoa, Mollusca, Polyplacophora, Chitonida, Chitonidae. The transcript has 4 exons.